This is a messenger RNA of Hippocampus comes (tiger tail seahorse), 3275 nucleotides long. Its product is annotated as zinc finger protein 385A-like. Lineage: Eukaryota; Metazoa; Chordata; Actinopteri; Syngnathiformes; Syngnathidae. Gene Ontology annotation, molecular function: nucleic acid binding; zinc ion binding. The transcript has 8 exons. The record is from RefSeq and is a predicted model, not a curated record. Gene Ontology annotation, cellular component: nucleus. The coding region runs from base 555 to 1814 and encodes 419 amino acids.
GCGACAAAACCGCUGCCUCCUGAUUCAAACACCCCAAGAAAACACACCGCAUGGACCGCUCUGAUUGGCCGAGGCUGUAGCCAAUCACGGCUCGGGAGUGCAAGGUGCCUUUAGGUUAUACCCAAACCCCAAAAAUCACAGAGAGAGAGAAAGAGAGAGAGAGAGAGAGAGAGAGAGAGAGUAGAGUAGUGCAGAGGAUCCUCCGGUGAAGCUUCACCUCAGCUCUAUUCGCUGUUUGUUCCUGCCGCUGAACUGAGCGUCGAGCAGCGACUACAUUAGCGGCUGACAUGCAGUAGAAUCUCAAGCGCGUGUUGCAGCAGGACCGGCGUGCUUCUCCUCCGGCUACGACGUGAACUCGAGAUCACAGCCUUGCAAAAAGCAGCAGGAGAGGAGCGACGACAGCUGGAGGCAAAAGUAAAGCUUGUCAUGUCGGAGGCUUCUUACGCAUUGAUGCUGAGUUUUGAGAGAGGCGCGCUUGAGCUUUAGCACACUUGAGAGGAGACGAGAAGGACGACAUUGUGGACAAGAAGAAGUUCCCCGUGGAAGGCUUGAGGAUGAUCUUAGGAAGUAUAAACCGAGCGGGGCCGGUCCCUGCCUUCCUCAGGAGCCCAGCCGUCCUCUCACCUUCCCCUCUGGACAUGAAGCCCUUCCUACAAUUCCCCCUGGAGUCGCCACACCCUGCAACUCUGGGUCUCUUCCCCAACUUUAAUACAAUGGACCCGGUCCAGAAGGCAGUAAUGACGCACACCUUCGGGCAUCCCAUGGCGAGGACAAAGCGCCCAAUCAUCUCCUGCAAUGUCUGUCAAAUUCGGUUCAACUCGGAGAGUCAGGCAGAGGCUCACUACAAGGGCAACCGACACGCUCGCAGGAUCAAGGGCAUAGAGACGUCCAAGACAGGUCGUCUUCAGGAUGGCGACAAGCAGCACUCUCCCCCCACCACUUCACCCUCACCGUCGGGUCCCUCACCAUUCAACCUGGAUCCUGACCCGAAUAAGCAGGACGACACCCAAUCCCGUGCCAACUCUGAGUCACCUUUGACCCCGAGCCGCAUCUCGACACCCACAGUGAGCUCAGCCGAAGCAGCGUGUCCCUUCUCGGAGUCGACGGGCGCACCUUUGCCAUCCUCCCCCUCGCCGGCCGCCAUUGACAGCGCGCCACUAGCGGACUCAGCAGGGGCGCUGCUGCCUGACAACCCGUCUCCGGCUCCCAGCCCUCCCUCUGGAGAGUCUGAGGAAGAGAAAGCCAAGAAGCUUCUCUACUGCUCCUUGUGCAAAGUUGCAGUUAAUUCCCUCUCACAGCUGGAGGCCCAUAACAAAGGUACAAAACACAAAACAAUUUUGGAAGCACGGAGUGGACUGGGGCCCAUUAAAGCCUACCCACGUCUGGGUCUGAAAGGCACCCCUGAGCAGGGCGGGGAGCUGUCGUCUGACUCCAACACUCAGGAAAGAACCUUCCACUGUGAGAUCUGCAAUGUCAGAGUCAACUCUGAGCUACAGCUUAAACAGCAUAUUUCCAGCCGGAGGCAUCGAGAUGGAGUUGCGGGGAAACCCAAUCCUCUACUGAGUCGUCACAAGAAGCGUGUUGACUUCAUGGAACUUCCAAAAACUCUGGGGGCGGGGCUCUUACCAAAUCCUCUGGCCGUUGCGGCAGCCAUGGCUGCUGCGGCAUCCUCAAAUCACCUGGCACUGCGACCACCUGGCCCGCCAACCCACCCCCAUCACCACCUGCUACAGGGGGCACCCCUUAGCCUGCUGAGGCCCGCCCCGGGGCCCAUUCGCACUACGCACGGGCCAAUUCUCUUCACUCCGUACUGAAUGCGCGAGCCUAAGGAGGAGUCAGUCAGAAGCACACUGUGAAGCCGCAAGCUCAACCCAGGUGGCGUUCCAUUUGAGUCAAGCUAGUGAGCGACGCUUAAUGGUGCAUACUGUAGUUGCAGACUACCGCUGCUGUUGCGCUAACAGGCAGAGCCAGAAGUAUUUGACGACCCGAGAGACAACAUACAUUUUCAUCUUUCCCAACUGCCCUGAAUCGAUAAAAUACCAACAAAUCACCGAUCAUCACCCUGCAAAGACAAAGAAGUGGACUAUUAUAUGGACUCUCACUUUGCAGCUGGCUUCACCGCUGAAUUCCAAACCCUACCUCUUCAACAAUUCGAAUUUUCUCCACAUCCGAUGCAUCAAUUUCAUAAGAAAAAAAAAAAAGCCCGCUGGGUUCCAUAUCGUGAUCUCCUCUGAUAUUAGCUGUUAGCAAUCACUGUGUACUGGGUCCCCCACUUUUUUGUGGUCGAUGAAUUUGUGUUGCUGCUGGAGUCUCCUGCAACAUUUCUCUGUACUGUAUGUCUAGAUCUUCCCAGCUGGCUUAGGGGGUCUGUACGUACCUCUGUGGGACACAAACGGGGGUGUAAAAGAGGAACACAAUAUACAAUACGUCUUAAAGAAGAUAGUCAAUGAAGCACCUUAACCAUGUCAAUGGGUUGUUGGCAAAGUUGUAGUUGUGGUGAAGAAGUACUAUGCAGCUAUCAGUGUUUAUAUUCGUGGUCUGAUUAGAUGUUGGAGAAAAGGAAAAAAAAAAGUUAAAACAAUAUCAGGGAAGACUAGGCAAGUAUCUUUAGGUUUAGGUCUACAUGUUAAUUGUCAGAUAAAACCCCAGAUUUGAUUCCCCAGAUUUUCCCUGGUGACUUGUGCUUAAAAAAAAAAUAAUGUGAGUAGGCACUGGGGUAAACGUCUGCAUGUAAUGUUAAAUGCAUUUAAAAUGCUUUAAUUCACCUUUCACUGCACAAAACAGAAAAGUUUCAGUAUCUCAGAGAAAGACUUUCAACACUGUGAGCACAGCAGGUCAAUGAGGGAGGAAUACAAUAGAAGCUAUUUGCAAUAUGGACAUAUGCAGCUCAUAAACACACACAAGUAGACGUAAAUACAAACGUAAAUAUUAUAAUAAUGGACAUAUAAUGAUAAUAAUAGUAAUGAUAAUAUGUUCUAAAAAUAUAAAAACACUAGCGUAAUGUUAUACAUACAUAAGGAACACAAGCACACGCAAACACACACACAGACACACACACACACACACACACACACAAGUAGCAAAAACAUCCUUUUAGAUAGCUUUGCAGGUGUGUGGUAGGAUAAAGCAAUGGUUUGUUUGCUCUGCUUGGUGAUCCAACAUGACUUUGAAGAAUCCCAAUGAAAACUGUCACGGCAGCAUGUCACACAUUAGUGGGAAACUUCAGCAAACAGAAACUAGCAAUACUUUCUGCUCUAUUUUUUAUGUGAAUGCAA